Messenger RNA from Megachile rotundata (alfalfa leafcutting bee), 2749 nucleotides. Its product is annotated as dnaJ homolog subfamily B member 12. Gene Ontology annotation, cellular component: endoplasmic reticulum membrane. Lineage: Eukaryota; Metazoa; Arthropoda; Insecta; Hymenoptera; Megachilidae. Gene Ontology annotation, biological process: cellular response to misfolded protein. Gene Ontology annotation, molecular function: Hsp70 protein binding. The record is from RefSeq and is a predicted model, not a curated record.
AGAUAGCGCAAGACAGCGCUUACAGUAGGGUUUAUUACACGUAGUACAGUGCUCUACUUAGCUCCUCCUGUAUUCAUGACGCAACUUAUUAAAAUUGCUAUGGCGGAGGAUUAAUUUUCUUAUUGAAUUUAUUUACUAUUCUGCCCCGUCAUUGCAUUAAGAUAAGCUUUAAUUCGGUCUUUAGUAGAAAUCAUGGAUAGCAAUAAAGAUGAGGCAGAACGGUGUAUGGAACUCGCUGAAAGAUACUUGCGAGAAAAGAAAUAUGAAGAGGCGGAAAAAUUUGUACGUAAAGCACAGAAACUUUAUCCGACAAAAAAAGCAGAAGAUGUAUUAGCGAAAGUAACAAUGCUUUCGAAACAAAAUCAAAAGUCUGAUGGUGAACCUACUGUCAGAAAACGUCAAACAACCACUAAAGAAACCACAUAUACUCAAGUUUCAACUGAUUAUUCAAAGGAACAACUUGAAUAUGUUAAAAGGAUUAAAAAGUGCAAAGAUUAUUAUGAAAUUUUAGGGGUAAGCAAGGAAGCAACAGAUAGUGAUAUCAAGAAAGCAUAUAAAAAAUUAGCACUUCAGUUACAUCCAGACAAAAACAAAGCCCCAGGUGCUGCUGAAGCGUUUAAAGCUAUUGGAAAUGCUGUUGCUAUUCUUACUGACGUGGAAAAAAGAAAACAAUAUGAUUUGUAUGGUCCAGAAGAAGAAAGGAUACAGAAUGUUCAAGCUAGACAAAAUCAUGCACACUACAAUUAUACAAGAGGAUUUGAAACUGAUAUUACGGCAGAAGAGUUGUUUAAUAUGUUCUUUGGAGGUGGAUUUCCACAACAGGAAUUCUAUACAAGACGUUCUGGAAGAUGGGCAAGGCAGGCAGAUGCACAAGCUCAGCAUGCUCAUUCUCAGCAAGCAAAUGGAUAUACCACAUUCCUUCAGAUGUUGCCUGUUUUAUUAUUAAUAUUAUUAACUAUGAUGAGCAGUUUCUUUAUAUCAGAUCCUGUAUAUAGUUUGCACUCUAACGCAAAAUAUUCUGUCCUGAGAACAACUCAAGGAUUAAAGGUGCCAUACUAUGUCAAAGAAAACUUUCAUACUGAAUAUCAAGGCAGUUUACGUAGGCUAGAAAUUUCUGUUGAAGAAGAGUUCCUGAAUAAUUUGAGACAUGCCUGCUUCAGAGAGAAGAGUUAUAGGGAUACAAUGAUGUGGAAAGCAAGAAAUUUUGGAGACCAAGAUUUAUUUUUCAAAGCUAAAAAUAUUGACACACCUUCAUGUAAAAAGGUACAAGAAUUACAAGGAGCAUAGCGACACUAUAUAAUUGAAUAGAAUGUUAUUGUAGAUAGGUGUAUAUUGUAUUUACACGUGUGUAGUUAUUAUUUAAUGAAGUGAAGAAUAUUGAGCAUAAUACACAUGCGAAUAUAUAUUAUAUAUUUUCGCAUCCAGAUUUAUAAAUAAUAUUCUUCACAGUCCAUUAUGAAUUUUUCACAUAGGGAAUAUAAGCUUUUUAUUCUAUUCUCAAAUCGUAAAUUCGUUGUUAACAGAUUCAUUGCAGUUGCAUAUAUGAUAAAUUUGAGCAUGAAAUAUAAAUUUAUAAUAUUUAAUCCAGUUAAACCUAUAAUUUAAAGUUGAUCAGACUGAUAACGCGAUUAUAAAAGUUAAUUGAUUUAUGCAUAUUAUUAGACGAAAUUAUCUAGAUUUCUAUAAGUGAACAGUUCAGUGGCAUAGUCAGUUGUAAAAAUAUUGAUUUUAAAGUAUUUGCCUAUACUUUAAUGCCAAUAAAAUUUUAAUGUUUAAAUCUUAUCGUAUCGGGGAGGCCAUUGAAUAUAAUAGUUCAAUAAUCAAUUGAAGCUCGACGUGGAUAUAAUAAUUCUCAUGAUUUUGAUAGAAGUAUUGUUGCAACAUUAAAGCUGAUUAUACAUGAGAAGCUCUAGAUAACAAAGAUUUAGAAAACUCAUUAAACGUUAAUCAUAAUUAUAUUUAUAAAGAUAUAUAAAAAUAAAUUAUACAAUGUAUGCUAAAGUCAUUAACAUUAGAAGGAAUCAAGUGAAAUUGUUGUACGCAUUUCUGUUAAAUAAAAAGGAAACAAACAAUUGUUUUGAUGUUGAAGAAGCAAUUCCAGUUUGUAAGGCCUAUGUUGAUUGCGUUAAUAGUUAUAUUCAAACCAGUUUUGUUGUUCGUCCGAAUGAACAAUUAGAUUCACAGUAUUAAUAUCAAAAAUAUUAUCACAAUAUAUAAAUUAUUACCCUUCAAUGCAGUAUGACACUAGUUACAUUCCUUCUGUUAUCACAUACAAAAUAUGCACGGUAUAUUGUAAGCAACAAAAGAAGCAAGUAGUUUAUGAAGCAUACAUACACGUACAUAAAUAUAUAUCAUUCUACUUAUGAAAUUAUUUAAUUAGAGGAACACAUCAGAAUCAUUAUGUAGAUUUAUUUUCACUGAUAAAAUUAUAACAAGUGACCUUUAUUAAGUUGCUGACGAGAAACCGUACACAUUAUCGUGUUACAGAUUUUUAUAUGAAUAUAAAAUUGAACAAAAUUUUUAAGAUAAAAUAACUAUGUGUAUCUGUUGUUAAUUAUAAAUGACAAUGUUACAUAUGGGUAAUAUAGGAUAGAUAAUCAAUGUACUCGUUUUGUGGAAAGCCUGUUUGUGUGAUGUUUAAGAUUAUCAAUACUAAUUGUUUUAUUCUUUUUUUAACAAUUUUGUGAUGUUAAUGUUCGAAAUUGAAAAUAUUUAUAUGAUCCGAUUUACUGAAUCGCACAUAUCAAAU